Phodopus roborovskii (desert hamster) is the source of this 1571-nucleotide messenger RNA. RefSeq names its product NK2 homeobox 4 (gene Nkx2-4). Gene Ontology annotation, molecular function: DNA-binding transcription factor activity, RNA polymerase II-specific; RNA polymerase II cis-regulatory region sequence-specific DNA binding. The transcript has 2 exons. Bases 401 to 1465 code for a protein of 354 amino acids. Gene Ontology annotation, cellular component: nucleus. Gene Ontology annotation, biological process: regulation of transcription by RNA polymerase II; cell differentiation. Lineage: Eukaryota; Metazoa; Chordata; Mammalia; Rodentia; Cricetidae. The record is from RefSeq and is a predicted model, not a curated record.
CCUCCGAGUUUCCAUUUCUCGAGGGCGAAGGUAGCCCAGGCAGAAGUGCGAAGGAUGAAGAUCGCAAAGGGGAGUGAUCUUUUCAAGAAACAUCCAACGGGUCCUUUACCUUUUUUGCCUCCGUUACAUGGGGAAGGGGGGUGAGAGAAAAAGAUGUCAAUGACCAUUGUUUGCUCGUUGGGGAUGUUGCUCCGCCCCCCGAGUCUGUCGUAAACCUGGCGCUGGACUAAAAUAAACCCGAGAUUCCGCAGCUCCGGGGGGCUCGCCGCGCCGCCGACAGCUCUCCACUGGCACUGGCGCUGCCGCCGGGCCGAGGUGGCGGCUGCGACGAGCGGCCGCCGCGUCCCGCCCGCCCGCCCGCGCCCGCCCCGGGCCCCCCUACCUGGCCGCCCGCCGAGCCAUGUCGUUGAGCCCCAAGCACACGACGCCCUUCUCCGUGUCUGACAUCCUGAGCCCCAUCGAGGAGACCUACAAGAAGUUCGGCGGCGUCAUGGACGGCGCGCCGCCCGGCCUGGGGACGCCCCUGGGGGCCGCCGCCUACCGCGCGCCGCCGCCCGGCCCCUCCUCGCAGGCGGCGGCCGUGGCGGGCAUGCAGCCGGCCCACGCCAUGGCGGGACACAACGCGGCGGCGGCGGCGGCGGCGGCGGCUGCGGCGGCGGCGGCGGCCGCUACCUACCACAUGCCGCCCGGCGUCUCGCAGUUCCCGCACAGCGCCAUGGGCAGCUACUGCAACGGCGGCCUGGGCAACAUGGGUGAGCUGCCCGCCUACACGGACGGCAUGCGGGGCGGCGCGGCCGCCGCGGCCACCGGCUGGUACGGCGCCAACACGGACCCGCGCUACUCGUCAAUCUCCAGGUUCAUGGGGCCGUCGGCGGGCGUGAACGUGGCCGGCAUGGGUUCGCUGAGCGGCAUCGCGGACGCCGCCAAGUCGCUGGCGCCGCUGCACGCGGCCGCGCCGCGAAGGAAGCGCCGGGUGCUCUUCUCGCAAGCGCAGGUCUACGAGCUGGAGCGGCGCUUCAAGCAGCAGAAGUACCUGUCGGCGCCCGAGCGCGAGCACCUGGCCAGCAUGAUCCACCUGACGCCCACGCAGGUCAAGAUCUGGUUCCAGAACCAUCGCUACAAGAUGAAGCGACAGGCCAAGGACAAGGCGGCGCAGCAGCUGCAACAGGAGGGUGGCCUCGGCCCCCCGCCGCCGCCGCCGCCGCCGCCGUCGCCUCGCCGCGUGGCAGUACCCGUGCUAGUGAAGGACGGCAAGCCCUGCCAGAACGGCGCGGGCACCCCGACGCCUGGCCAGGGAGGCCAGCAGCCGCAGGCCCCGACUCCCGCGCCGGAGCUGGAGGAGCUGUCGCCCAGCCCGCCCGCGCUGCACGGUCCCGGGGGCGGCUUAGCGGCCCUGGACGCUGCCACCGGGGACUACGGCGGAGGCGUGCUCGGCGCCAACCUGCUCUAUGGCAGGACGUGGUGAUGAGCCCCGGGGGGUCAGCCUGCGACCCGCAGGAUCUGCCAAGAAACUGCAAGAACGAAUGGGGGAACUGUACAGAAGCUGAGCCUUUAGUGCAUGGAGAUAAGAA